Molecule: messenger RNA, 3908 nt
Organism: Phoenix dactylifera (date palm)
Lineage: Eukaryota; Viridiplantae; Streptophyta; Magnoliopsida; Arecales; Arecaceae
Source: RefSeq, a predicted model, not a curated record
AAAGACACAAUCCGAACUCAGGAGACCACCGCUGAUCGGCGAUGUUGGGGUUGGUGCUUAUAAACCGCCUCGCGUACAGAACCUCGCGCCGGCGAAGGAGACCACCGCUCUCCGGCGAUCCUGAUGGGCCAUCGAGGAUGCCUCUCCUUUUAUACCCGGGCUCUUAAACCCGUCUCCCACGCUAUCUCAUGGAAGCCGACGGGGAGGCCGCAGCAAACCCUAGCCUCGGACGUGUCGCGAUCAGGGACGGGCCUCCACUCCGGCACCUCCACGACCGCGCGGCUCCUCCCGGCGAUGGCCGGCGAGGGGCGGUAUUUCGUCUCCGGGCCCCGCCGGGCGAGGAUCCCCGCCACGAUCGACCACGCCAUGGACUCCCCCCUCUGCACCACUCUCUGCGGCGAUGGGGCGAGGGUCCGGACCGUCGAGCACCUCCUGUCGGCUCUGGAGGCGUGCGGGGUCGAUAACUGCCGCAUCGAGAUUGAAGGCGGAGACGAGAUCCCUAUGUUAGAUGGUUCGGCGAAAGGAUGGGUUGAGGCGAUAGAACAAGCCGGUUUGUGUGCUGCGGAGGAUUCCAGUGGCCAUAAUAUGGAUAAACUAGCACCCGAGCUGCAUGAGCCCAUGUAUUUAAGGAGGAACGAUUCUUUUGUAACUGCCUUCCCCUCCUCAAAUGUUCAGAUCACUUAUGGAAUAGAUUUUCCGAAGGUGCCAGCUAUUGGUUGUCAGUGGUUCUCUUGUUUCUUGAAUGCCUCUAUAUACUUGAAGGAAAUAGCUUCUUCAAGAACAUUUUGCAUAUAUGAGGAGGUUGAAAGAAUGCGCAAUGCUGGGUUGAUUCAAGGAGGAUCAGCUGAAAAUGCCAUUGUUUGCAGUGCCAGUGCUGGUUGGUUAAAUCCACCACUACGUUUUCAUGAUGAACCUUGCCGCCACAAAGUUUUAGAUCUUGUGGGGGACUUUUCUCUCUUUGCACAAAAUGGUAACCAAGGGCUUUUGCUUGCACAUAUAAUUGCAUAUAAGGCUGGUCAUUCGCUGCAUACUGAAUUUGUGCGAAGCCUAUUGAAGAUUUGUUGAUAAAAGUACGUCAUAAGCUCAUCUAAGGCUGCAAGUUGCUCUGAAAAUGAACUCUAUCUGCUGCCAAAAAUGGUGUACAAAAUUGUUGUACAAUAAUUUAUUUGGAUCCAUACUUGUGGAUACAUACAGGAUUGCAAAUCGUACCCCAUCCGAUGGCUCCGAUCGAGCAAGAUCUUUAUGGAAUGUAAGGAGCAGGCAUGUGAUUGUUGCUGUAAAUGUUUGAGCAUAAUAUGACUAUCUCUGAUGGCAAAAGAAGGGCUUGUGGAGCACCUUUUUUCCAUUAUUUUUUCUUUUAGUAUUUUCAGUGCAACCAUUUCUGGGCAUUAUAAAUUUGUUAUAUCAGAAGUGCUUAUGGGAAGCUAAAUCGGCAGUUUCAUUUUCAUGUGGAGAGGAAACUUGCACGAAGCCUUUAACUUCAAUUUUCAUGUCCCAAUUUGAGCUAUUGCUUAAACAUAACAUGGAGGACCUCUCAAGUGAGAAAUGGCCUGAAGUAGUGAUUUCGCCUGGCUUGCCUGUGUUUGGCUUGAUUUAAUGUCAAUUUGAUGCAAGUAUGUUUUCAUCAUUUUAUUUCUGGAAUUCGACGUGUGUUUGGCUUGACUUAUUAUUUCAAGAGAGAAGAUAAUCAUAAAUGCUUGAUGAUAAUUGAUGGAAGCUAUUCAGUGGCUAGAAAUUUUGGCAUCAAAACUAUCUACCAUCCAGUUGGUGAAGAGACUGCCAAAUCCUAAUGGAAGUACUGUAGCUUUCUCGGUACGCUAAUAGCCACAGGAACCAUUCAUGGCAGAAUGCUGUCCUGUUUUAGUGCCCAGCAUUUUCUACUGUUAUAAUGCAAUUGCUCUGCUGGGAUAAAAGGCUUCUCAGGUCUCCACUCUCCACUCAUUUGUAUGUUCCCAGCCCUUGAUAAAAAACACCCCACAUAGUUCUUUCCUCGAGGGAAAGACGAGAAGUGCACCAUCUAAAAGCGGGAGGAUGUUUUAACAAGUUAUAUAGCUGAAAAAUAACCAGACAGAGGGUCACGGAGCAUCAUCCUUUCAUGUGCAUUGCAUGUGCCCAAAAAGGUUCACAGUAUAUAGACAGUUGAAGCCAAAGAUAAGCAUUCUUUUCUUCUAUGUCAAUCCUUCUAUAAAAUAAUAGCAUUUGUGGUUUGUCUCUUGUUUAUACUUUAGCAUGGAGAUCUUAACUAGGUCAUCCAUCUGUUCUUGAAAUGUGCAAGAAGUUGUUUCUAUGGCAGGAAGUUAAGUGAGUUUGCACAUCUCAUCGAAACUUUAAUCAAUAUUCUUAUUUUUAAUAUUUUGUUGGAUAUAUUUAGUUUCUAUGAGUAUAAUAGAUUUAAAUUUUCUUGCUUCAUAUUUCACUAUAAUUUGAAUAGAUAUUGAUAUAAUACUGGAUUUUUCUAAUAUGUCUGUCUAUUUCCUCUUCCUAUUGAUCAUUGUCAUUGCCACACUGAGAAAAAAGGAUAGGUGUUGGAAAAGAAGCAGAGGGCCAUAUUAUAUGUGAUGAUUUUAAUCAUGUGGAUCCAAUUGCGACUUUGAGACCUGAAGCCUUACUUUUCUUCAGCAAUGUAGUCUGGAUGAGUUUCUUAUUCACUUGCGAAAACGACAUAAUCUAUUGGCCUUUUUCCCCAUCCCUGUAUUAGAAGAGGAUAUACCAUGUACAUAAGCAUGUCAUAUGAUAAGUUUUCUUCCGCACAUCUAUCUGAGCAAACCCCUCAAAGUUCUACCGUAGCCUGAGACUGUCAUUGCCUUGCUAAUAAAAAAAUACUAUUUAUAUUCCCAUAUCAACUAAGAUCUCUGAUUAAAUCAUCUCAUGAAAACAUCUAGAAUGCAGACAAUUGCUUAUCUAAUAUAAAGCUCGCACUUUUUCUCAUCAAACCUCAAGAUUUCCAUUGUUUGUGCUAACUCACUCAUUUAAUUUAGAUACUGCAAAAAUCUCUCUGAAUUGAAAGUUACAAGGACGUUACCUGCAGCAAACUUAAUGUUUGUGCAUUAUAUUAACUUGAUCCUAAUUGUCCAGCAUCUCUCUUUUCUAAUCUUCAUGUGCUAGUGAUAAAACCAAUGGACGCUGCUUCAUGGAGUGUUAUUUGCUUAUCUGAUUCUGUUCAGCGAAAAAUCUGAUUCUUCAUGGAGUAGAAUAUGCAAAUUAAGAGGUCAUUUAAGUUGAGAUGCAAUGCUUCUAUGCAAAUCCCAACAGAAUCUUCUCUCACAUUCAACCCUAGAGAAUUUUAUGAAAGAGACACUCUUUUCAUUAAUGUGCACUCAUAUAAUAUUCUGUAUACAUGUUGUUUGGACAUAUGACCCUUCUUUCUAUUUCCCUAUUUCACUCUAAGAUUGAAGAAAUCAUUACAAUUAUCCGAGAUUUGUCGCCAUUCACAUGUACUGACAGUGUUUUGCUUUGGUCUGCUAAUUAUGCUUCACAUUGUUGGCUGAGUCUAUUAAAAAGAAGGCACUAUUAGUUACAGAUAUUAGUUUUCAUGGGAGUGAGACGAGAGACAUGCAAAGGUUUUGGAUGCUUGAGGUCACAGGGCCCAUCAACUUCUUCCAGUCAUCCCAAAAUCUGGGGCCUUUGCUUCUCAUGAAAGCGAUGCCCCCCGCAAAGCACUUAUUCUCCAGCAUAUUAUCUCAUCUCUGUCAUCCCUGAAGGCAGUUCAGUCUCUUUUUCAGUGGCGCCGUAAUCCCUUUUAGAUGGUGACCUGCAUGUGCCUUUGUAUACAUUGAUGUGUGUGUGUGAGAGAGAUAGUUAUGCUAUGAUAACUAGAUACCAUCAUGGACAUGCAUCAAACGAUCAGGAUGUAUUGUCUAAAGCAUAAUAUUUUAUGCACUAAUAAGAAUGUGAAAGGUUAUACUCCA